CUAAUCCACUCUUCUCCUCCUUCCUACAUCCCUCACUCCCUGCCUGCCUGCCUGUCAGAAGUCCCACAUAUCUCUAGAGAAUAAGAUGCCAUGGAGGCCAGAGGAAGAACAGCGCUUUAUGUCUGCUGUGUUCUCUUCACCCUAACAGACGUCAGCUCUGAGUUCAUCCACGUCCCUUCAUCGAUCCAUCAUGGUAUUGAAGGGAAGUCAGUGCUUCUGUCCGUUGAGACUCGCUUCCCGCUGGAUGAUGUUGAGAUCCAGGGAACUUGGUCCCACACCAGGCCGAGCGGCAUCAGAACCACGUUGGUUACGUUUACCAAAGAGACCACAAUCACUGACAUGAUGUACCGCAACCACCUCUUCUUUAGAGAACCCAAUGUGUCUUUGCUAAUACGGAAAGUGAACCAGGACGAUGAGGGGGAUUACCACCUGAACCUCAACAUAGCUUUUCAUAACGGGACAGGGCUGGUUAUCAAGGAGGAGAGAACUGUGCACGUAACAGUGGACGUCCCUGUGUCCACUCCAGUCAUUGAGAAGAGCCCAUCAUAUGCGGUUGUUGAGGACAAGGCCAACGUAACCUGGACUUGUUCUGUGGAGAGGGGAACAAGAGUGGUGUUCCAGUGGCUACGGGACAACGUCGCACUAGGUCUCAGCGACAGAUACCUCUUCUCCCAAGACAACUCUACAUUGUUAAUCAGUCCUGUGAGGAAAGAGGACAAGGGAACUUACCACUGUUUGGCCAGCAACGCUGUCAGCCAGGAGCGACACAGCAGGGCCGCGGAACUCAACGUCUAUUAUGGCCCCUACAACCUGGAGGUGAACUCAGACCAGGGCCUGCGGACAGGAGAAGUGUUCACCAUCAACCCUGGAGAGCUGGUCUUCUUUGACUGCCUGGCUGACUCCAACCCACCCAACAGCUACGUCUGGAUCUCUAAGAGCCGCAACGCCACGCAGGUCAUCACUGAGGGCCCACGGCUGGAGGUGCGCUCCUAUAGACUGGCCCAGGCAGAAGAGUACCUUUGCCGCGCCUUCAACAACGUGACGCAGAAGCAGAACGAGGCCCAGUUUACUCUGGUGGUGGCCAGCUUAGGAACAGGGAAAGAAAAGCACAGCCAAGAUGGCAGCCCUGUAACUCCUCUGGCAGCCAUUACCGUCUGCUCUUUGUUCGUCAUCGGCUGUAUGUUGCUGUUCUUCCUCAGGAGAACCUGCCAUCCUAAGAGAGUUCUUAUGAGCAUUUACAACAGACCACUUUCAGAGCAGAAACGACCACAUCGUUCAGGCCAUGAAGAUGCAACAGAAGACUUUGGCAUCUACGAGUUUGUUUCCAUACCUGGGAAAAUGGAAUCAGCACAGGUAUCAUGCAGAUCUCUGGCUCACCUCGAGUCAGUUCAGGAUAUGCACACCACCAUCUACGAUGUGAUCAGGCAUGUUCCUGAAACCCCGAGUCACAGUUUGCUGGAGUAAGCUGGAGAGUUGAGAUGGAACUUACAGUCAUUUCACUUGAAGAGUAGCUUUAUUCUCUGUUAUCAAAGCCUGAACCUCUGGCUUUGGUGGGCCAUUUUUUGCACAAGAGAUGACGGAGGCUUGAUCGUGCACUGUUACUGUCCACAGUUUGGGACGGAUGUCAAAUGACUUUUGCUGACAUUAUUGUGAGAUGAAAGUGCAUGUAUGGCUUAAAUGUUUUUUUUAAUUGUUUUUUUUAUGUGAAAGUACACAAGUUGAAACAGCUUUGCUUUUUUCAUUCAAAACUUUAGGUCAUACUAAACCAAGCAAGUAAGUCUUAAAGCAUGAUCUUAUGAGGUACAUUUAAGGUACCAAAACUGGUCAAAACAUGUUUAAUUUUAAAUACUAAGGUUUUAUUUGCCAUCUCAAUAAUAUAUUUCUAAUUUCCUAUUCCUGCCAAUGAGAGUCUGUUUUGUGACAAGUGUUAUGAUGAAUGUGUUCUCUUGUAUGAAAUAUAUUUAGGUUAAAUGUAAAUAUUGUACAUGGAUUACACGCCAGAUUCUUUAUUCUAUUUCUAUGUUUUUCUCCAAUCUAUUUAUUCCCAUAGAAACACUUAACCCUGUUUCCACAAAUGUAGCAUUUUUUUCAGCUCAACAUGGAUGUAAUGAAAUGCUGAAACAAGGAAAAGGAUGAACGAUUCUUAAAUUAUUGUACAGUUUGCAUUCACAUGCUUGUUUUCUACUUUAUUAAAUAUAUAACUGUUUACUAUUGUGGGUCAUUUUCAAAUGUGCAUACUCCAUUUCUGCAUUUAUAUUUGCACUUCUUUAUAUGUCUUUUUCAUAGAAUGGCAAUUGCAGUAAUGGCUUGAAAUGAACAAUUUUUUCAAUCACAGAUCCUGAGAAAACUAACAAAUAGCUGAAGCCAGCAAACAUGUCAGUUGUUCUGCUGCUUCACAGUCGGUCUUUGUCUAAUGUCUUGGCAGUGAUCUCUCUUCUCUAAGUGUUUGAGUUGUAUUUGUUCUCUCAAAUUGCUGCAGAGUGCUCGUUGCUGUCCGCCAAGUUGCAUUGGUAUGCUGUGUACCUGGCGCGAUAUGGAGACAGGCAGCAACAGACGGAUGGUUCAGUGUGUGGCAGAGUGCCCUCCACCUGCUCCUGCUGACACCUUGUCACGAGUAUACAAAAAUGUGUGGGCUUGCUUGUCUGCUUGUGUGUAUGUAAAAGAGAGGGAGAGGAAUGAUGAGGAAAUAGACACAGACCAGACACAAAGGUGUUUGUUUAGAAAAUAGAGGUCAGAAUUUAUUCACUCACUCUUCUGUUAUUUUCCUCACCUUUAACCACUUAAAGGCAGCAGUCUGCUUUCUGCUAGGAUUCAGCUUUUUCCCAAAAUAUUAUGUUGUCACUCAUGUACUGAGUGCUUCCGUUCAAAUUUAUAUCCAAUGCUUUAGCACAAAAAUAUCCAAACAAGCUAGAAGAUCUAGCAUUGAAACUUUUAAAACUUUUAAAAUAGAAACAUUUGAAUUGAUUUGGCCCUUAGGUGGUUUAUUUCCAAAGAAAACUGUGGACUUAUUAGGUGAAACUAAAUAAACGAAACUAUGCAGACAUUAUUACUUUAGAAUAUUGACAAUAUAUGUCAACAAGACAAAUUAUUGCACAUACUGUAUAUUAGUUUGCUUCUUCACUGGAUAAUAAACCUGAACUUCGGACUGAGUCAUAAAGUGCUGCAGCACUCAGUAUGAGGUUCAUAAGCAUGCUUCUCAUGAUGCUCACCUGCAGAACAACAAGCACUUUAUUGAAUCAAGCUCUAAUUAUAGCUGAUGAACUGACAAACUGAGUGUGCAGUGUCUUUGUGGUGGCAUCUCCGGGUAGGGGUUACAAUC
Molecule: messenger RNA, 3319 nt
Organism: Anarrhichthys ocellatus (wolf-eel)
Lineage: Eukaryota; Metazoa; Chordata; Actinopteri; Perciformes; Anarhichadidae
Gene: hepacam2
Product: HEPACAM family member 2
Exons: 9
Coding region: 91-1464 (457 amino acids)
Source: RefSeq, a predicted model, not a curated record